This is a messenger RNA of Seminavis robusta, 528 nucleotides long. The record is from the annotation of a GenBank genome assembly. Lineage: Eukaryota; Bacillariophyta; Bacillariophyceae; Naviculales; Naviculaceae.
AUGCACCGCGCAACAGGCAAAAAGGGCAAAGUCUACAAAGAAACAGAUCUCGCGUCGCUCAUGGCCGAAUAUGGAGAAACGCAAGGUCACAAGUCCGACAAUAUGCGAAGGAUCAUGAAAGGAUUGCCUGUCACAACAACUUCCAAACCAGACUUGGCGCCGCUUGAUACCAAGGAUGGAGCUGAUAUCCAAAUCCGAUUUGAUGCCAACACCAAAACGGUUUCUAUGUUGUUGGUUUCGUCAAGCUUUCUGCACCAACUAGCUACGCUUGGCGAAUGCCUCGAAGUAGAAGUCUACGAGACUGCAGAUAUGGUUGAGAGUAACUUGCCAAUGAACGCUUUGAUUCACUUCCUGAAGCAUGGGAACCGUUGGUCUGGUAGUGGAGAAAUGCUGCAAGAUGGAAUUAUGAAACAAGAGAGACGGAUUUCCUCCCUGUACACCUUGCCGACAAGGCUUUGGGGAGACGAUCCGGACAACGGCAGCUUAUUCUUCACAGAACGCUAUCUAUUGUGUUCAUUGUCUCGGUAG